AUGGGCUCGAUCACCACGCCAUCCUCCAAACGGACCGUCACGAGCGACGACAUCUCCACUCUCAAGUCCUUGCUGUCCUCGACAAACGCCACGGUCCUCACCCCCGACAAUUCCGCGGAGUACUCCGCGUCGAUCGCGCGUUGGUCCAGCGCGGCGCGGAAGCCAGCCGGCGUGGUCGUCGUGCCGACCACCGCGGACGAAGUCGCCAUCGUCGUCAAAUAUGCCUCGGACCAGGGCAUCGACCUCGCGGUCAAGGGUGGCGGGCACUCCACCGCCGGCGUCAGCAGCACGGACGGCGGCCUCCUGAUCGACCUGAACGCCAAGAUGCGGAACGUGACGGUCGACACGGACAAGAAACUGUUCUUCGUCCAAGGCGGCGCCGCGUGGGGGGACGUCGACCAAGUCGGGGCGCAGCACAAGCUCGCCACGCCCGGCGGCACCGUCGCAGACACGGGCGUGGGCGGGCUGACGCUGGGAGGCGGUUACGGGUGGCUGUCCGGCCAGCGGGGCCUCGUCAUCGACAACUGGGUGGAAGGCACCAUCGUGCUGGCUAGUGGCGAGAUCAAGAAAGUCAGCCCGCAAUCAGACCCCGAUCUGUUCUGGGCCAUCCAAGGCGCCGGGCAGAACUUUGGCGUCGUCACCGAGUUUGUCCUCAAGGCGUACGACCAGGGCGACGUCUUCGCGGGGAUGCUCAUCUACCCUCCCACGCCGGACGUGAUUGAGAAGGUCGUCGCCGCCACGAACGACCUGUACACGCCCAACAGCGAGGGGCGGACGAAGGUCGCGGGUCGGGGUGCCGGCGGCGUGGCUUUUGGCCGCCCGCCCCCUGCAGAGGGCAAAGUCAUGCUCAUGGCCGUGAUCAUCUACUUUGGCACGGAGCAGGAGGCCAAGGAGCUGUACAAGCCGCUGUACGAGGCCGGGCCCGUGGUCGACACCACAGCCAUGGUGCCCUACCCGGUGACCAACACGCUGUUGGCGCCGCCGAUCGGGCUUCGCGCCAGCAUGAAGGGCACGGCGUACACGAUGCCCAUCCGCGCGGGCUUUGUGGAGCAAGUGCUGGCCGAGUAUGCCAAGUUUACCGACGGCAACGACGACACGGGCGUCAGUCUGGUCUUGUUCGAAGUGUACGACCCCAGCCAGGUCGUCGCGCAUGAUGCCGGCAGUUUCGCCAACCGCGGAUGGCAUCUCAACGGCAUGGUCUGUCCGAUGUGGACCAAGGAGGAGAACGACCAACAAUGUCGCCAGUGGGCCAGGGAUAUGACUGGCCUGUUCAAGACCGAGUUGGAGAAUCAGGCCAAAGCGACGGGUAAGGGUGUUGAUGGAGGGGUUGGCCUCAGGGGCAAGAAAGGCGCGACGAUGCUUUACGGGAAUUACGAUCAAUACGACGAAAAGUCCCGAGACAUCUUCGGCGAGAACUAUCCGCGCCUACAGCAUCUAAAGGCGCAAUACGAUCCAGGCAAUGUCUUUAACAAGCUCUUCGCCAUCACGCCGCAGGCCUAG
Molecule: messenger RNA, 1500 nt
Organism: Cladophialophora yegresii CBS 114405
Lineage: Eukaryota; Fungi; Ascomycota; Eurotiomycetes; Chaetothyriales; Herpotrichiellaceae
Exons: 2
Coding region: 1-1500 (499 amino acids)
Molecular function (GO): oxidoreductase activity; FAD binding
Source: RefSeq, a predicted model, not a curated record